Molecule: messenger RNA, 5074 nt
Organism: Cydia pomonella (codling moth)
Lineage: Eukaryota; Metazoa; Arthropoda; Insecta; Lepidoptera; Tortricidae
Gene: Hil
Product: hillarin
Exons: 15
Coding region: 862-3285 (807 amino acids)
Source: RefSeq, a predicted model, not a curated record
AACCUAUAUAUAUAAAAGUACAAAUAUUUAUUUUUUCCGACAACACAUUGUAAACAUUUUUGUGUGAAAUUUAAUAAGAUUUCACUUCGCCUUACACAAUAUUCAUAAUAAAUUUAUAGUAACAACCUAUCAAAUGACAAACUUAUUCUAUUAUCAAAAACGCUGCCUCUCUGUGGGCACUCCCCUUUACCUACAAAAGCCUUCUCACUCUUUGCGCGCGCGCACUCUCUUGGACCGUAAACAUUCGCGGCCAGUGCUCACCCGGCCUCCGCGGACGCCGCUCGCGUCGUGUACCAGUGUACGUGUACCGUGUACCGCGUCCCGUGUACCAGUACCGUUGUUCGGAGUGUUGUGACUGUGGGAAACGUGGAUGCUUUUCAAUGAGUUUUGGCAACGUAUGUCGUCUUAAGUUAUAGAACCUUGGUAAAUGGUGUAACUUGUUUGCUGUCUUGGGUGCAAUUUAGAUUCUUAUUGUGACACGAAACCGUAGCUGUAUAUGCUAUGAGUUAAAAAUGCGUAGAAACUAGGACUUAAAGCAAGCAAGCAUCCAAAACUAAUCAAUUGCUAGUCCGUAACCAAAACCAAACAUCCAAGGUUUUAAGCAAGACACCACUAGAACUUAACUAGCUAUCGGAAAUAAGGACUUAGUUAACAGUGGAAACACACCAAAAUUGUACUCUGACACACACGGUGUAACUAGUGACAGUGAACAGCGCGUAACGUGCGGCGCUCCGCAGUGAACAGUGAAACAAGUAACAGUGAACAGCACAUGCGGCACUCUACAGUGAAACCAGUGACAGUGGGCGCGUGAAGUGAACAGUGAAAGUGACAGUGAAACUGAGAUGACGUGACAACGCCACGAUGUACCGGCCCAACUUCUACGAAAGCACCUGUUUCCGGUGCAACGAGAUCGUAUACCAAGUGGACCGAGUUGGUCCGCUCAAGGACUUCACGUUCUUUCACAGUGGCUGCUUCAAAUGUGCAGUGUGCAGGACGAAGCUUACGUUGAAGACAUACUUCAACAACCAGCACUAUACAGAGGACAAGGAAGUAUACUGCUCCUCGCACGUGCCCAAGAUCGGUCCAGGGCACCUGGACAACUCGUCGGUCGGCAUCCGCAGCGCGCUCAACGUGCCGCGCAGCAACAACUACGUCAACGAGCAGAUAAGAGGACUCGCCAGGAACGUUGACAAUGAACUAUCCCCCACACGCGCGACAAACGGCGGCAGCGUGCACGCGUCGCCUGCGCGGGAGUUGCGAGACACGCCCGACUACCAGUAUGGCCGGUUUGACGCCAGCGCGCUGCACAUCGCGCAUGCGCUCAAGCAGACCGAGCUGCAGAAGGCGUACCAUCGCCCGAAAGAGAAACCCAUCGACUGCUACUUGGAUCGAGAUGAACAAACUAAGCUGGAGAUGAAACACCGCCAGGAAGAAGAUGACUUGUACAGAAAAUUCUCGAAACACCGCGAAGAAGAGAACAGAAGAAUACGAGAUGAAAUACAGGAUGAAUGGGAACGAGAACUCGAGAGACUCACGAACAGGUUCCAACAAGAGAUGCAAGUCAAGAAGAGACGACCGGACGCCGAGAUCGGAGCAUUGACGCUGCGGCACCAACAGGAGAGGGCGGAUCUCGAGAAGAACAUGACGCUGAGAAGGGAUAAGAAGAAGGAGAGCUUGACAAGGAAAAUGUUGGAACAUGAAAGGGCAGCGACAGCAGCGCUAGUCGAGAAGCAAAGCCACGAGAUGAUGGAGCUCAUCCAAGAACGCCGUUCAGAAUACGCGGCGGCCUCGUCUCUGUACGUGGACGGCGAAGAGGCGCCUCCUUACCCGGCGCGCGCGCCGCCGCCGCAGCCGCCGCUCGUCUCCAAGUUCCACAUCUACACGGACCCCGUGGAGUUCGCUGACGUUGAUAAGAUCGCUAUUUCGGUUGCGCAAGAAGACCAAAAAACCUUCACAGACCUGGUCCGGCAGCUGGUCGGCCGCUGCGCCACCGACGUGGAGAAGGCGCGGACUAUCUUCCGUUGGAUAACUGUGAAGAACCUAAACAACAUACAGUUUGACGAAAACUUGAGAGGGGAUUCGCCGCUCGGUCUACUGCGGGGUAUCAAGCACGGGACUGAGAGUUACCAUGUGCUGUUUAAAAGACUGUGCAGCUACGCCGGCCUCCACUGCGUGGUGAUCAAGGGCUACAGCAAAUCCGCAGGCUACCAGCCGGGCGUCCGGUUCGAAGACAACCGGUUCCGUAAUUCCUGGAACGCGGUAUACGUGGCGGGAGCCUGGCGGUUCGUGCAGUGCAACUGGGGCGCCAGGCAUCUCGUCAAUGCCAAAGACGCGCCUAAGCCCGGCAAUAGGGGAAAGAGUGAUAGUUUAAGAUACGAAUACGACGACCACUACUUCCUGACGGACCCGCGCGAGUUCAUCUACGAGUUCUACCCGCUGCAGCCCGACUGGCAGCUGCUCAAGACGCCCAUAACGCUUCACGAUUUCGAAGAGCUGCCGUUCGUGCGCUCGCUAUUCUUCCGCUACGGACUGUACUUUAGUGACCCCAACACUAAAGCUGUCAUGUACACUGACUCCACUGGUGCGGCGACUAUGCGCAUAGCCAUGCCGGCACACAUGCAGAGCUCGCUCAUCUUCCACUACAACCUCAAGUUCUACGACACCGAGGGCGACGGCUUCGACGGCGUCAGCCUCAAGAGAUUCGUCAUGCAGUCAGUGGUCGGCAACGUAGUAUCGUUCCGGGUGCACGCGCCGUGCUCGGGCGCCUUCCUGCUCGACAUAUUCGCAAACGCCGUCACGCCGAGAGAGUAUCUCACCGGCGAGCCUAUGAAAUUUAAGAGCGUCUGCAAAUUCAAGAUCUGCUGUGCAGAGCUGCAGACAGUGAUGGUUCCUCUACCAGACUGCGCCAGCGGCGAGUGGGGACCGACGAAAGCCACCAGACUAUUCGGCCUUGUACCAAUCACCCACCAGGAGGCGCUAGUGUUCGCUGGGCGCGAGCUAGAGCUCCAGUUCCGCAUGUCGCGGCCGCUCGCCGACUUCAUGGCGACGCUGCACAAGAACGGCGUCGACGAGAAGCGGCUCAGCAAGUACGUGCAGCAGAACGUGCAGGACGACGUCGUCUCCUUCUAUAUCACGUUCCCGGAGGAAGGUCAAUACGGUUUAGACAUCUACACCCGCGAACGUGGCGGGCCUACUGCUAUACAUCAGAACGGCUCCGUCGAGAAAGAGAAGCACCUCCUCACGCACUGCUGCAAAUACCUCAUCAACAGCAGUAAACGAAACUAGCCAAUAUCAACUUAAAUUCAAUGGAGUAAAGUCCUGUUUCGAGCAUAUACUUGAGUACGAAAGAAGGCACAAAGCAAUAUAAGCUUUAAAGCACAGAAGUAAGGUUGUGUUUUGGUUGUUGAAUAUUUUACAAUUUGAUUGAAACACGAAUUCAGCGUGAUGCAUAUUCUAAGUAUGAAGGUAGUUAACACAUUCACUGCCAGACAAAAAACGGCGCACUACCCCAGAAACCGGUGGUCUAUAGCUGCGUACAAAACAAUCCGCCCAGCGGGUUGUCCGGCAUCUGAACAAAGUUCACAAGCGCCCACCAGGUGGGUUCCCGGCAGUGAAUGUGUUAAAGUACUAACUCGUUUGUUUUUUAAACGAAAGUAAAGAGAACGUCGGUAAUAUUAAAAAAAAACACAUGCACAUGAGAUAGCAGUAACAUUUGAGAUUUCUUUAUAACAAGGCCCAAACUGUAUGCUGUAUGAUAAAUGCAAUAAGAUCGAUUUUUCGACAACUUCCAAACAUUAUUUUAGAAGUAAAUAUUAAAUUAUGUAAACAUAAGCUGCUAGAAUAAAUCUUGUGUUUGUUGAAUGCUGGUCUUUUAAAUUGUUGUAAUAUAAAUUUGAAAGAGUAAUGUAUGAAUGUCGUAUUCAGUUUAAUUGCUUAUUUGUAAGUACGCGAAAAUUAUUUAGUUGUGUGUAACUAAUGAUUAAAAAUAAUAAAAGAUAACGCGAAUAAGGAUGAGAAACGAGUAUGUGUUAAAUGAAAACGAAGAUUUAUUGUCUUUUUUAUUUACUUUGAAUGUUUUAUAAAAGUUAUACCCAAAUGUAGAUAAUUAUAAUAAGGAAUUAUCCGUCCAUGAAAUUUAUAAAAAAAUUAUAUUAUGCUAACAUUCUAUGUCAAUUGAAAUUUAUAUGAAUUUAUACAUCAAUUUUAAGUAAUAGAGGUUGUGCUGAAGCAAUUUAAUUGCUUUUUACAUACAUUAUUUUAUAAGAAAAAUAUUAUUUUGUAUAAAUUUAAGUACAGUAUUCUAAGAUUUCGAUCUAAAGUUAUUAUUAUAUCAUCACAUAUAUUUAUCAUUCUGUAGACAUGAACACCAGAUACUUUACACAUAAUUUUGUUUUAAUGUAAGUUGACACCACGAUACUUAAUAUCUGCAAAGACGCUAUCCUCCUAAGGCCCGGCCAUACAAACGAAAAAUUCAAAAUUUGCCACUGAAAUUUUAAACUAUAAUGCAAAGAAUAGAGUUGAUUUUGUAUUGAGUGAAAAUUGAACGAACAACUCUGCAACUCAAAAAUGCAACUCGGUUCCAAUUGAAUAUGAUUUGAAUUUCUUUGAACUGAAUAAGGGAGCCUUGGGCUUUAGGAGACUAUACCAAUAUAGGAACUUAUUUAUUUUACACUAAUAUAUUAAAAUUAUAUUGAACAACACAGAAUUCCUCAUUUGACUUAAGGUUGAAUUUGAUUUACCUGCUUGUGAGACAUAUUUACUAUGUUUAUACGUUUAUUCAUAGUUCCAAAUAUACUUUUUGAAACGCAUUGUUAAUAUUUUUAUGACCGCGAUGUCAACAUACUUUAAAACGAUCACCGCAUACGCUUAACUCCGAACUCUGAAUAGAUUGCUUUAUUUUAUUACUAUCAUAUUUAAUUUCAAUUUCACUAAGCACAAUGAAAUGGAGCAAUGUAUUUAUCAUACAUAGAGUAGAUACAACCAGUAUGAGAUAUUGUAACAUUAGAUAUUUACCUAUUUAAGAAAUGGCAAUAAUGUAAAUUUUAUAAAAUAUAUGGCAUGUUACUUUUCUAAA